Trichoplax adhaerens is the source of this 1644-nucleotide messenger RNA. RefSeq lists its product as uncharacterized. The transcript is spliced from 13 exons. Bases 1 to 1644 code for a protein of 547 amino acids. The record is from RefSeq and is a predicted model, not a curated record. Lineage: Eukaryota; Metazoa; Placozoa; Uniplacotomia; Trichoplacea; Trichoplacidae.
AUGGAUUAUACUUAUCAAAGAGAAGAACCUCUAGAAAUACGUGGCGUGUCGCACUUCAGUUCUAGUAAACUGCAGUCAUUCCCAAAUGAAGUCAAGCCUUCUAAACAUCUUCAACACCUAGAUUCGAUCGAGCCUGUAAAGGAAAGAGAAUUUUUUGUUAAUGAUGCAACUGCGUGUAGUGUAACUGGAAGUUUUCGCAGUAGCAUCUAUUCAGUUGGAUGGGGGAGCAAUGAAUAUGAAAAAGACGCUGCUAGUGCCGUACAACAGCUAUUCUCUGAUUUUGAAAGUUCUUUAUAUGGAGAAGCAGCUUGUAAAGCAGAUGUCGACCUUAAUAAAAUUAAGCUGCGAGAUUUACAUGUGCUUGGCCAUCAUGUCGAUUUAGCAUCUGGGGAUGAGCAAAUCAAUAUAAAUUCCGGUGCAGAGAUAUUUGCAAGUGAUGGAGAAGUGCAAGAAUACCUAGCCUAUGAUAGCUGGGAAACUGAUGCGAAAGAGUUACUACGUCGCAGUAGACAUGGUAUUCCUCCGGUAACGCCAGAUGCUUGCGCACAAGAUUCUAUCAUUAGCCAUAUCAUGAAUUGUAUUUGGAGCGACAUAGUAAUUUGGUUAAGAGAUCUUUUCAGUAUACUACAUGAACGUAGCAGCGAGAAUGGUGGUUGUACACCUGUAUCGCGUAUCCAUAGUUACUCAUCUGUGAAAAGGAAAUUGGUAGCCACGGAAGGUAUUGGGUACGAACCCGCGACACCAAUGUUGAAAAGCUACAAUCACGCUAUGCAUCAGGGCCGCCUAAGAACCGGAAUUGCGAUGUCAUUAAGUAAUAAUUCUGUUUCUACUGAUUACGAAACUCUACAAGGAGUGAUGACUAUACGAUCUCUGGCACCUAGACGGCGUGCAACUACUGCAUCUGCAGUAGCUUAUGACGCAAGACUACGAACGCCUUUGCUUCAGCAUCGUCCGGAUUCAAGUCAAUACAGUAAUAUAUCUAAUGGCAAGACCAAAACCGGUGUGGGUUAUACACCUGUAACUGUCAGCAGACUAGCAUCUGCAAAGCCUCCUAGAAAGUUAUCCCCCAUUGAACAAGCUAAAACCCCGCCAAAUAACAGCAAUGUCUUAUCUAGUUCGGUAUCAAUCAGUGGUAUUAUUCGCGGUAAUAAAGUAGGACAAUAUUAUCAUAAUAUAGGAUCUGGUAGCCGCCACGUAGCAGUUCUUCCAAACAACUCCAUUUCGAGCGUAGCCAAUUCCAAAGAUACAAACUCUACCGUAUCUGCAUUUUGGAACCUGAAGUCAGUCGCUUUACCUCCAAUUGAAAAAAUUACUGAAAGAAAUAAUAUUCCUACAUCUAGUAUCAAGCUAAAUACAAAGAAUUCUGAUUUUGGAACUGUAAAAUCCGAAUCUACUGAAGAAUUGAGAAAAUCUUUUGUUUCCGGUAAGCAUUUAGCCCACGAUUCCAGGCCAAGUUCUACCCACAGUACUAAGCCUUUCGGUGAGCUUAAGUCGCCCGGAACUAAUAACAAGCGCUUGAGCUUAACACAUCAAAAGCCUGUCAUAAAUGGAAUUAUAGGUACCAGUAUGGGCAUUAACCUGCUCUAUCGUUUAGAACGUAAAGAAUCAGCUGAAAGUGACGAACAUAAAUCCGAUAAUUUGUAG